AUGGAACUUUAUUUCGGUUUAUGCGUGUUAUUGUGUUUGGCCGAUAUCUAUGUUUUUUCUCAAAAUAUUACAUGCGUGUCAAGUAUUUGUAAGCCAUACAUGUUAAAUGGGCAUUAUGUCAAAUGGCCAAGUCCAAAAGUUGAAGCCGAUUACCUAACCAAGAAAAAUUACAUACCAAAAAAUAUAAUUUUCACUAGGCUUCAAACUUGCGGAAACCAAGUGUUUUUAGUUUCACCGCGUUACAAGUAAAUGUAUUUGUUAUAUAUUAUAAAAAAAAAUCUGUUGAAUAGUAAAAAGAAUGUGAACACCAAUUGAGAUAUAGGUACUCUUUUCAGGGAAGGCGUGCCAUUCACCUUAAGUCACUUAAAACUAACCGGUAAAGACCAGUGCUAUAAUUAUGUGCGACCGUAUCCUACAUUGGAGAAGAGUUUGGUGGGCGAUCAUAAAUCUAUUGUGAACGCUAUAGAUAUCUAUAUGGGUCAAAACGGUAUACUUUGGGUGUUGGAUAUAGGAGUAAUAAAUACAUUGGAAGAAAAACCUAAACGAGAGUGUGAAGCAAAAAUUUUAGGAAUCGAGUCUGAUAGUGGACGUGUAAGUAUUACAAAAAGAUAAUUAUUAGUAUAUUGAUAGAGCUUUAUCUAAAUAAUAUGUUAUGAGUUUAAUUAGAAAAUUCAUUGGCAUUAUAAUUAAGUAGGUGCAUUGUUUUACGUUCAUUCAAUAACGUUAAACAGUCGCUUGUUAAAAUACUUUAAUACUUAAAAUUGUACAUAUUUAUUUAGGAACAAUAUUUGGACCCACGUUUCCCAUUUAACUCUAUUGUUUUUAAUUAUUUUUUUUUUAGAUAAUACACACAAUAUUAUUAAGAUCGCUAAUAUGCCGAGUGCGCAGUAGACUGCAGUACUUAGUCGUCGAAUAUAUCAGCAACGACAGACCAAUUAUUUACAUCGGAGACGGCGGUACUCGAUCGAUUAUUGUGUGGAACGUUAAAGCCAACGAAGGCUAUAGAGUCAAAUUGCCACGUUCGUCUACCACUACUUGUACAGAUUCGACCAUGGAUGAUGUGUUUUAUCUAGCUUUAAUUGAAAAUUCAAAUAUCACGUACAUAUAUUUCACUUAUCUGUCGAGUUCGGAUAUGUUUAAGGUACGCACAAAAGACUUACGAAGAAAAAUUAAUCCCAAGUGUGUGGUGGAUGUUGGUCGGAAACCUUGUAAAAUGAUAUUAUUAGGAUCUGCUUACGGGACAGUUAUAUACUUCCGCAUCAAAGGAUUGAACAAUUUGUAUAGCUGGGAUACAAAAGAAAGUCUCCUAGAAGAAAACGUGAUGUUGGUAAAUUCAUUAUAUCUAAUAAAUAAUAUUACCGAAUAAUAAUAAUGAAAAAAUCAUUGUCAGUUUCGACUUAAUGAUGUAAAUUUUAAUGUUAAGGUGAAGAAAAGUACAGACUGUCGUACGAUAACACAUAUAGAUGUUGAUAACAAUGGAGUACUAUGGGAAUUGGAAAGUAACAUUGAAGAUUUUGUAGUCAAUACUGUCGGAUGUUAUGGCGCAAGCAUAAUACUCGCACCUAUUUUUCGGCAACCAGCACCACUGCAGUCAAGCUAAAAACAAUAUUGUUUCGAGUAAUACCUACGAUAAUGGCAGUGCAACUGUCACAUAGUUUUACGUACCUAUUCGAAAAAAUUGUGUGAGAUUAUUAUUUAACAACUUACCUGCACUUCUAUAAAAUAUAUACGCCGGCUAAUUUACCAUCAGCGCGAUACAGCCGAAAUUGACGCGAUUGAUUAUUAAGUUUAGUGUAGACUAUAAAGAUAAAGACCACUCUAUUACAUAUAUUGUACAUUGCUAUGUACAAAGUACAUAGCAAUACACUGUACCUACUUAUAGUAAAAUAUUGGAUACCUUAUCGAUUCAUACGUUUGUUUCACAAUACAACUUUUUAAUGUUUAUAUUAUAUUUUUUUAAAUAAUAAUUCAAGAAUUGCAAUAGUAUUUAAAUAGAUACAAUUUCUGGUAAAUUUCAUACAAUUAUCAGUUAUACCACAUUAUUAUAGUAUAAUUCAUUCGAGUUUCGACGAUUUAAAGACAAUAAUUGGUUUUGAUAUAAUAAUUAUUAAUAACAACACUAUUAAUUUGUUAUAUUAUAGUUAAUUAUAAAAAUGUAUAAAUAUCGAAAAAAGGUAAAAGACCUAUUAUAUUAUAACAAAUAAAUACCAUCUAUUCAUCUUCUUUAAACGAUGCUUGUGUUCAACAUAGAAGUUACUCUAUAAACCUUAAUAUAUUAUGUGAAACGUGAGAGUUCUUAUAGCUUUCACUCUUGGCUGGCAAUUUAGCAGUUUCUCCCGAGCUGGUUUACCUGAAUUUAUCUGUACGUACAUUUAGUUUAUUUUAACUCGUAUACAUUAAUAUUUUAUUUUAUUUUUUUGAAAAAGUAGCUAAAGUAAUGGCAGAGAAAAAAAUCAACAUCCUUAUUUUACGUAUUAAUAAUUAUUAUAUGACAAAAUAUUAUAAAUUAUUGUUUGUGUGUAUGUUUUAU
This is a messenger RNA of Cinara cedri, 2530 nucleotides long. NCBI's taxonomy places the organism in Eukaryota, Metazoa, Arthropoda, Insecta, Hemiptera, Aphididae. The record is from the annotation of a GenBank genome assembly.